Molecule: messenger RNA, 1690 nt
Organism: Hansenula anomala
Lineage: Eukaryota; Fungi; Ascomycota; Saccharomycetes; Phaffomycetales; Wickerhamomycetaceae
Gene: MCY1
Product: putative cysteine synthase
Exons: 1
Coding region: 232-1383 (383 amino acids)
Cellular component (GO): cytoplasm
Molecular function (GO): cysteine synthase activity
Source: RefSeq, a predicted model, not a curated record
AACAAGAAAUAGCACUCGUCUGAACGCUUUUGUCUCCAAAACAAUAAAAUGGUUCAGUUUUUUUGCCUUUGCUCGUUUCGGCUCAUGUCAAAAAACGACACCCGAACACCACCAGCACCGGCUUUAACUGGAGAAAAUCCAUCAGGUCAAAUUUUCUAAAUUACAAUUCAAACGAAAUAAAGCCCAAAAUCCUGUUAAUUGUAUCCAGGCUUCAGAGUGAUUAUUAUUGUCAUGCCCCAAUCUUUCACCUGGAAGGAGAUUUCUGCUUGUGGGAUAUCCCUCAUCGGAAUCCUAUACACUUUAAAUCAAAUCUAUAAGACCUCCAGUCCAAAACUAUCCAAAUUAUCACCCCCAGAAAUUGGUGUCGAAGGUCUAAUAGGUAAUACACCUAUGAUCUUGAUCAAAUCGUUAUCAAAACACACCGGUAAUAACAUAUAUGCCAAACUAGAGUACAUGAACCCUGGUGGUUCUGCAAAAGAUCGUGUUGCAUUAGCCAUAAUUCAAUCAAAUCAAGAUAAUUUAAAGAAAGGUGAUAGAAUAUUUGAAGGAACUUCAGGCAGUACGGGGAUUUCAAUUGGUACCGUUGGUAAUUCAUUAGGUUAUAAAUCAGAAAUCCAUUUACCGGAUGAUACUUCACCUGAUAAAUUGGUUUUAUUUGAAACUUUAGGUGUUGAUAUCAAGAAAGUUAAACCUGCAUCCAUUGUGGAUCCAAGUCAAUAUGUCAAUAGUGCUAAAAAUGCUAAUGAAGUUUUCAACAAUAGUGGUGAUGAGAACAAUGGUGUGUUUGCUGAUCAGUUUGAAAAUGAUGCUAAUUGGAGAAUUCAUUAUAAAACAACGGGGCCAGAGAUUUAUAAACAAUUACAAGGUAAAAUUGAUGUUUUCAUAGCUGGUUGUGGUACAGGUGGGACCAUUGCUGGUGUUUCAAGAUAUCUAAAAGAGAAGCUAUCAAAUGUGGUUACUAUUCUAGCUGAUCCUCAAGGUAGUGGGUUCUUCAAUAGAAUUAAUUAUGGAGUAAUGUAUACAAAUGAAGAGAAAGAAGGUACACGAAGAAGACAUCAAGUGGAUACUAUAGUGGAAGGUAUUGGUCUUAAUAGAAUCACACAUAAUUUUAGCAUGGGAGAAGAAUAUAUAGAUUAUUCAUUAAAGAUCAAAGAUGAAGAAGCUAUCAAGAUGGCUAAAUAUUUAAGUGUUAAUGAUGGGUUAUUUAUUGGAUCAUCAACUGCUAUAAAUGCAGUUGCUGCUGUACAGGCAUGUCAACAAAAUGGAUGGAAAAACAAGAAUAUAGUGAUUAUAGCGUGUGAUUCUGGUACUAGACAUCUGAAUAAGUUUUGGAAAGAAGCAGUCAAAGUGCCAAAUGAUGUUAAACUAGAGGAUAUAGUAUAAUUAAGUAUAGAAAUUACAAUAAGAUGGUCAUAAUUUACAGGGAAAAGUCUGGAAAUGAUUACAUAAUAUUGAGUUUGUGUUACGUAAUCGAAAAAGCAACUGCGAAUUAUUUUUUUGAUCCCUUCGAAGAUCAGUUUCAAAAUGAAAAACAGAACUAAAAAUUUAGAGCCAGAGUGUUGCUAAAUUUAGGGAUAGAUAUUGUUAUUGAUUUAUGUGUAGAAAGCCUUUGUAAAGACUAGUUAGAUCAAGUGUACGUGGUGAUUCUUUUACUCAAAUGAACUUCCCAGCCCAAAGCACCGCAUGUGCU